UACGUAUAAAUAUUCAUGCCUCUUAUUAAUAUGCUUAUUAAUUUCAGUUUGAGAUGGACCUCAGUAAUGCAUCUAGUGAAGUUCUCUUCAUCAGGUUUGUGCUUUGAGACAUUCUUCGAUGCUUGAUUUAUCUAUAAAUAUUGCUGUAAAUAACUUGUUCGCUCAAGUCGGAAGGUGUUUGUUUUGUUUUUUUUCAGCUGCGUUCGUGAAAUACUCUCACUCUUUGUGGCUUACAUUAAAGACACUUUAUGUGCCCUUAGGUUGCAUUUAAACUUUUAAAACCAUCAGUUAUGUCUUCGUUUUCUUUCAUAUGGUUGUGGUAUUUGUCCUCAAAGCUUUUAUCUCACACCAGCUUUAUAUGCAGAAGCGUGUUUGUUUACCCUCACAAUAUGACAAGCCGUCGAGCUCUUCAGUGGAUAAAAUACCCUUCAGGAUAGAGUUAAGUAGUUUUUAAUAUUACAAACUUAAUUUGAAUAUUGCUCCAACAUUUCGUCAACUCAAGGAUGAUAGUAAUAUCCCCUGACUUCUGUGUGAAUCAUAAUUUAGAGGGAGUCGCUUUACUGCCACUGUGAAUCAUGUCAGGAGUCGACUGAUGCGAAGGAAGAUAAUUUUAUUCAAAUAAAUAUGUAUUUAUUUACUUGCUUGCUUGUUUGCAAGGACUUUAAUUUUGAAGCUUUAUUUGGGGGUAUUCCUGUUAUCGUCACAUCUCACACACUCCAAACUGGUGUGUGUGCCAAGUCAGAAAGUUGCACGAGGACAAGUUCAAAACUUUAUAAUGCCAUUACAUGUGAUGAACGUGCAAUGAUAAUGCAUCGCACAGAUAGCAGCAUUACAGGACAUUGAUAUGCACAUUUCUUUUGCCAGGAGUUUCAUUUAUUGCCUUUCCCUUGCAAGCUGUGCUGCAGCGAGUCCUUGACUGUUAAACUGUUACAAGGUACGUUUAGAGAGAGAGAGAGAGCGAGAGAGACCUUUGUCACAAUGUCAUGGCUGAGAACCACACGUGUUUUAGUAUGCAUACGACGCCUUAAGCUGAUAUUCAAAACAUCUCGGGUUAUUCCAGCCAGAAACAAUGUUGUGCAAAUAUAAGGACAAAAUUCAUCUCUGUAUGUUCAUAGUACUGUUUCUUCAGCUGUUAUCCAGGACUGCAGCACAGUCAUGUGCCAAAAGUUGUGGUGAGAAGUUUACCACAUGCUCCUGUCAUGCAACAUGUGAAUCUCUGAAGGACUGCUGUGCAGAUUAUAAACAGUUUUGCCUUGACAUUGAACCACACUCGGGGUCUUUGCUGGGAGGAACAGACUUUAAAAUCCUCAGUGUUACAUUUGAGCAGAACAUUAACCUCACUUGCAGGUUCAACUCAGAGAUUUUGACAGAGGGCUAUGUGGAUGUGAGCGGCGUGGGUCACUGUAUCUCUCCACUGCUCUAUGAGUCGGGCUGGAUCCCUUUUGAGGUGUCCACAGAUGGAGUCAACUAUGACAGAGCAGGGAGGUGGCUCUCAGUCCAUCACAGUAAGCUGGGUCCUGUUUACAAGAUCGUUCUGGUCAAUGCCACACAGUGGCAGUACUACGGCACACCAGAUGUCAGCGGGGAUUUAAAAAUGAUAUGGAUACCAUCUCUAAUAAAAGCAGAGAGAGUCAACAUCGAGCUGUGGGGGUACAAUGAGACUGGAGAGUCAUAUUCUGCUAAUUGGGAGGCAGAGUGGAAGUAUCUGUACACCGUGGGCAGAGAUGUGCCCAACAGUGGACUUUUCAGUUUCACCCCACAAAUUGCAGAAAAACCAUACUUCCUUUGGGACCUAGGGAGCAUGCGGGUCAGCCCCAGCUCUAAACAAGACGGAGCCCAAGAUGUUAACGCCCUGUGGAGUGGGGCGCAUGCGAUCGCCUGGCAUCUAGAGGAGGCCUUCAGGAAGGACUCUGCAGGCUGGGCCCGGGAAAAGUGUAUCAACUGGGAUAAAGAAGAGAAAGCAAUGCCCAACUUCCUUACAGAGAUCACUGACUGCCCCUGCACACUGGCCCAGGCUCGUGCUGACACCGGCAGAUUUCAUACUGAUUAUGGCUGUGAUAUUGAGGCAGGUAGUUUCUGCGUUUACCAUCCAGGUGCAGUUCACUGCGUUAGAGCCAUACAGGGCAGUCCUGAAUAUGGUGCUGGUCAGCAGUGUUGCUAUGACAGCACUGGAGCUCAGGUGCUCACGGGGGACUCUAUUGGUGGCAGCACCCCUGAUCGAGGGCACGACUGGGGGGCGCCGCCGUACAAGAAGCCUCCUAGAGUUCCAGGAUUCUCACACUGGAAGUAUGAUGUCAUCAGUUUUUACUAUUGCUGCCUGUGGUCAGACAACUGUGAAUACUACUUUACCCACCGUCCGUCCAGUGACUGCAGAACGUAUCGUCCUCCUAGAGCAGCUGCUGUCCUUGGUGACCCUCACUUCAUGACAUUCGAUGGCGUGACUUUUACCUUCAAUGGGAAAGGAGAGUACAGUCUUGUUCACUCUUCAGCCUAUGAGCUGUCUGUGCAAGGCAGGACUGAACCAAUGAAAUCAGAGAAUGGUUCUGUGGUUAUGGCAACACGACUCUGUUCAGUGGCCAUGAGGGAGAAAGACUCUGAUAUCAUCGAGGUGCGUCUUGGAGACCAAGUAGAUGAGCUCCAGAUCUUAAUGAACCAACAGGUGCUUUCCUUUUCUGAGCAAAAAUGGAUCGACCUUAAAGGUGUUUUUGUUUUUUCCCCUAAACCUACUAAUGUGACGGUGAUGUUUCCGUCGGGGACAGGAGUAGAGGUCCGAGCAGGUGGAGGGGUCAUGACCCUUACUGUUCUGCUGCCCCAUGACUUACACAACCACACGCAGGGUCUGCUCGGUACAAUGAAUGAUGACCCUGAAGAUGAAUUCACCUCUAGUAAUGGCGUGAUCAUCCCUUUCAAUAGCAGUGCACAAGACAUAUUCACCUAUUGUGCUGGCUGGGCCAUUACGAAUGAGACUUCACUGUUUACAUACGACUCAACCCACCUCCUGAAUGAAUAUUAUUAUGCCCCAAAGCACGAUCCGUCAUUUAUCCCUAACUUUUCUAUGACUGAAGACCCAGAGGAUCCCCUGCUAGAGCCAACGCUGAACCUAUGUGCAGGAGAGGGGGCUUCCUUCUGUAAAUACGAUGCAUUAAGCAUGCGCAGUCUGCAACAAGGCAAUGCCACACUACUGUCUUACCGGAGUCAUACGUCCACCAAGAAAGCUCUGGAACCUGUGCAGUCCUGUGGUUGGCUGCCACCACCUAACCACGGUCAGAAGGAAGGAACCUUUUACUUGGAGGGGGCAACGGUCACAUUCUCAUGUAACAGUGGAUACCGCCUCUAUGGGUCCCAGGAACGCACCUGUCAAGGGGAUGGCAUGUGGUCUGGACAGGAUACGCACUGUGUGGCUGAUAAUACGUUGGCCAUUGUCCUGGGGAGUCUUGGUGCGGUGUUGGCGUUGGUUGUCAUGGUGAUAGCAAUUGUUGUGUACACAAAGAAACAGAAAAGAGAAGCGAUGAAACAACAGGGCAAGGUGACUUAUCAGCAGCAUGCAUCACGACUGUGAUGUUCAUCAAGUGUACAUCCUUAUACAUUUGUAAAAAGAUUUUAUGAACAGUAUUAGUCUAUGUAUAAAUUUUAUGUUUCUAAUUUAAUAUUCUGUUUUAAAUUAAAUAUUUGGCCAUGGACAGUAGUUUAGUAUCUUUCUUGACUGAUAUGUCUGCUAAUACUGUAAAAAAUCUGAUUAUCUGAUCAGUGUAACGUCCGCUUCUAGAAUGAUCUGGCUGGUCUGUAUUCUGUAGCGUUGACUUGUACCUCUGUUGAUGACUUUAAGUUGUCUCUAGAAUUGUGUUGUCUGGCUGUGAACUACAAAUGGGAGACUGAACUACAUAAAGAAUAGCUCUGUUCCAAAACUUAUUAAGCUGCCCAUUUUUAGGCAUCAAAGAAGUGCUUUUGACACAAAGUUUGUUCCAAAAGGUAUGAACAAGAUGAUGCCACCUUCUAAAAAUGUUAUCACAGUAAACACAGUUCCAGAAUGUAUUUUGUUCAGUGAAAAAUAAUAAAUCACCAUGUGGCUCAAAAUA
Molecule: messenger RNA, 4076 nt
Organism: Megalobrama amblycephala (Wuchang bream)
Lineage: Eukaryota; Metazoa; Chordata; Actinopteri; Cypriniformes; Xenocyprididae
Gene: susd2
Product: sushi domain containing 2
Exons: 15
Coding region: 1070-3559 (829 amino acids)
Source: RefSeq, a predicted model, not a curated record